ACUUGUUUCUGUGUUUUAAAUGUGAUGAAUGAUUCAUGAAGAUGAAGAACGUUAAAACACACAGCGGACAUUCAGAAUAUGAGACAGAGAAUCAAUGAGGACUUCAUCAUCGUCUGUCCAACACACACACACACACACACACACACACACACACUCACACACACACACACGAAAACAAACAAGACAGUAGCACAGUGUGCGUCGCUCGCCCCUCCCUCACCCCUCCGUCACAGGGUCACACUGUGUUGUUGUCGAACUGGACAAUGAACACACACACACACAUAUACACACGAUGGCCGCCGCCUCGCCUCGCCGCUGUCCACCGCCUCAGACCUCCACCUUCGUCAUCGUCCUCAUCGUCCUGUCAGGCGGCUGUUUUUUUUCCGUCUGCUCUUUUAAAGUGGCGGAGGGGGGCGUGGCCUCUCUGUCCUGCCAGUACUCCGUGAAGCGUUUCGGCCUGAGUCGGGUCUGCUGGGGCCGCGGCUGUGGAACCUUCUGGUGCAGCAACAUCCUGGUUCAGACGGACGAGAACGGCGUCAUCUCCAAGGUGGAAGACCGGUACCGGCUGACGGGGGACGUCUUGGACGGUCAGAUGGACCUGGACAUCCUGGACGUGAGGCGGACGGACAGCGGGCCGUACUGCUGCAGGGUGGACAUCGACGGGAUCUUCAACGACAAGAAGGUGAUCAUGAACCUGAGAGUCGUCAAAGCUCCGGGCACCAGUUCUCCUCCAACAACAACAACAACAACAACAACAACAACAACAACAACAACAAAGCUGGAUCGGGUCAUGGAGCCGUCGACCUCCACAGUAAACUGGAAAAUGCUGCUGUCGUCUCAUCUGGACCUCCUGAAGAACUCCACCCUGCUGCGCUCCGACACCAUCACUGUGGAGGACUCUCUGCCGUCUCUCUCCCUUCAGAUCAACGUUCCCGUCCUCUCUCUCUCCCUCACUGUGUUGCUGAUCUUGGCUUCAGUUUUUCUCUUUCUGGCCUUCAAACGUGGAAUAUACAGACGAGCCUUAAAGACCGGCUGUUUUUCCUCUGAGGAACCUCCACACAUCAUCUAUGAGAUCCGGAUGAGGAGACCAGUUCAGGAGAACAUCUACACUCUGGACUAGUUCAGACCUGGACCUGCUCCGCUCUGUCCACUGCUUUUUCUACAGAAACUGUGUAAAGUUUAAAUGAGAUUUAAAAAGGGAACAUGCUGAAAGACAGUUUAUUCUAAAUCACGCCGUGUGUGAAACGCUUUCUGUGAGCUGACUAUGAGCAGGCUGCUGCUGCUGCUGCUGUGAACACUUUUAUUAGUGUUUCCUGUGGGAAUAACCUAUGAAACCCCAAAGUGUUCAACAUUACAUACAAAAAAAGAGAUAAAUAAACAGUGACAUGAAGAUGAAACUUUAA
Molecule: messenger RNA, 1403 nt
Organism: Thunnus maccoyii (southern bluefin tuna)
Lineage: Eukaryota; Metazoa; Chordata; Actinopteri; Scombriformes; Scombridae
Gene: timd4
Product: T cell immunoglobulin and mucin domain containing 4
Exons: 8
Coding region: 293-1120 (275 amino acids)
Source: RefSeq, a predicted model, not a curated record